AUGGAUUCUACCUUGGAGAAAACUACCGCCCCUAUGCGGAGCACUAAACGAAAGGCUUCGGACUCUCCUGCCCGUGUACCUCCCGCGAAACGAUCGGUUAAUGGCAAGCCGCCGAGCGAAGAAGAUGUGGAAUAUGUGGAGAUAGAGUUUGACGAGCAGUCGGAACUCGAUGAGCACCUGCACGCUCACCCGGCCAUGUAUAUCGGCACACCGGGCAGCUUGGGAGAGUGGCAGGAUACAAUACAAAAAGUCGUGCGGAAUGUGGUCGCCAUUCGAUUCUGCCAGACGUGUUCCUUCGACACCGACCCUGCCCUGACCAGCGAGGCGACGGGAUUUGUUGUGGAUGCUGAGAGAGGGUAUAUCAUGACCAACCGACAUGUUGUUGGAUCAGGCCCAUUCUGGGGCCACUGCGUUUUCGACAACCACGAAGAGGUCGACUGCUACCCCGUCUAUCGCGACCCAGUCCACGAUUUCGGUAUCUUGCGGUACGAUCCCAAGGCGAUCAAGUACAUGACCGUCGACGGCUUGGAUUUGAAGCCCGAGCAGGCUCAAGUCGGUGUCGAGAUCCGCGUGGUAGGAAACGACGCUGGUGAGAAGCUGAGUAUUCUUUCCGGUGUUAUCAGCCGUCUGGACCGAAAUGCCCCCGAAUAUGGGGAUGGAUACAGUGAUUUCAAUACGUGCUACUACCAAGCCAACGCAGCCGCAAGUGGUGGAAGUUCUGGAAGUCCUGUGGUGAGCAAGGAUGGCUCGGCGGUGGCGCUGCAGGCAGGUGGACGAUCAGAUGGUGCUUCAACAGACUACUUUCUACCCUUGGAUCGACCCCUCCGUGCACUACAAUGUAUCCAGCAGGGGAAACCUGUUAGUCGAGGCGAUAUCCAGUGUCAAUUUCUCCUCAAACCCUUCGACGAAUGCCGAAGAUUGGGCCUCGCUCCCGAAUGGGAGGCCGCCACCCGCAAGGAGUUCCCGCAUGAGACGAACAUGUUAGUCGCCGAGAUUAUUCUACCUUCGGGACCUUCGGACAAGAAGAUUGAAGAGGGUGAUGUGCUGGUCAAAGUCAACGAUGAACUUGUCACCCAAUUCAUCCGCCUGGAUGACAUCCUUGAUUCGAGUGUGGGAAAGACAGUAAAGCUGCAGUUGCAGCGUGGUGGGGAGGAUGUUGUCGUUCACAUUGAAGUUGGAGAUCUCCACAAGAUUACCCCCGACCGCUUUGUGACUGUUGCCGGAGCCAGCUUUCACAAUCUCUCUUACCAACAAGCCAGGCUUUAUGCUGUUGCCGUUCAGGGUGUCUAUGUCUGUGAGGCGGCAGGGUCGUUCCGUUUUGAAAGCCCGGAUAAUGGAUGGAUCAUUCAGUCUGUUGAUCACAAGAAAGUGGUCGAUCUCGAUUCGUUCAUUGAAGUGAUGAAGGGUAUUCCCGAUAGGUCCCGAGUUGUUGUGACUUACAAACAUUUGCGAGACCUUCACACCCUCAACACCACCAUUAUCUAUGUUGACCGUCACUGGUCGGCAAAGAUGAAGAUGGCCAUCCGAAACGACGAGACUGGCCUAUGGGAUUUCAAAGAUCUUGCUGACCCUCUUCCCCCAGUUGCUCCUACCCGCCGCUCUGCCUCGUUCAUCGAGCUGGACCAUAUGCCCCACGAGGGAGUUGCAGAAUUGAUUCGCAGCUUCGUCCACGUCAACUGUUCAAUGCCGAUUAAACUUGACGGGUUCCCUAAGAGUCGACGAUGGGGCAUGGGGUUAGUUAUCGAUGCCGAGAAGGGCCUAGUUCUCAUCUCGAGGGCAAUUGUUCCUUACGACCUCUGUGAUAUCACAGUCACGAUUGCGGACUCAAUCAUUGUUGAGGGCAAGGUGGUUUUCCUCCACCCUCUUCAGAACUACUCCAUUGUUCAGUACGAUCCUUCUCUAGUUGAUGCUCCUGUCAAGAGUGCUCGGCUUAGCAACGAGCAUCUUACUCAAGGCGCGAAGACGUACUUCCUUGGACACAAUAGAAUAGGCCGAGUUGUGCACGGCUCUACCACAGUGACAGAGAUCACAGCUGUAGCAAUUCCAGCCAACUCUGGAGCACCGCGCUAUCGUGCCGUCAAUGUGGAUGCUAUCACCAUCGACAGCAACCUCGGCUCGACAUGUAACAGUGGCGUACUGGUCGCACCGGAUGGCACAGUCCAAGCCCUGUGGCUGUCCUAUCUUGGUGAGAGGUCAGCCUGUAGCCAGCGUGAUGAAGAGUAUUAUCUGGGUCUAGGCACGCCUACUCUGCUGCCAGUUAUUUCUGCUAUUCAGAAGGGCGAGACGCCAGCUCUGAGGAUCUUGUCCGUUGAGUUGAGAGCCAUCCAGAUGUCUCAGGCACGCGUGAUGGGCGUCUCUGAUGAGUGGAUCAAGAAUGUCACUCAAGCAAACCGCUCUCACCACCAACUGUUCAUGGUUAGCAAACGAACUUUUGAGCGCGUCGAACACCCGGUUUCACUGCUGGAAGGUGAUAUUGUGUUGACGCUGAAUGGCAAGACAUGUACUACUAUCUCGGACUUUGAUGUGAUGUACUCGCACGAAGUUUUGGACGCAGUCAUCGUCAGAGAAUGCAAGGAGAUGAAGUUGCAGCUGCCCACAGUAUGCAUGGAUGAUAUCGAGACGGACCAUGCAGUAUCUUUCUGUGGUGCCAUUCUUCACAGACCUCAUCAAGCCGUGCGCCAGCAAAUCAGUCGUCUGCACAGCGAGGUCUACGUUUCAAGCCGCAUUCGCGGAUCGCCUGCGUACCAGUACGGUGUUGCCCCGACGAACUUCAUCACCCACGUGAAUGGCGAACCUACCCCCGACCUCGACUCAUUCAUUGCGGCCACCCGUAAGAUCCCGGAUAAUACCUAUUUCCGUCUUAAGGCAGUCACCUUUGACUCUGUUCCAUGGGUCAUUACCAUGAAGAAGAAUGAUCACUAUUUUCCAACGAUGGAAUGGAUCAAGGAUAGCAACGAGGCGUGCGGAUGGAGGCGUGUAACAUAUGAGGGCAAGGAAGUAUUCCAGGGAGAGGCAACUGAUGGUGUGCCAGCCCCUGCGGAGGAUACCGAUAUGGAUUAG
Messenger RNA from Clonostachys rhizophaga, 3060 nucleotides. Lineage: Eukaryota; Fungi; Ascomycota; Sordariomycetes; Hypocreales; Bionectriaceae. The record is from the annotation of a GenBank genome assembly.